Messenger RNA from Symsagittifera roscoffensis, 951 nucleotides. RefSeq names its product motile sperm domain-containing protein 2-like. NCBI's taxonomy places the organism in Eukaryota, Metazoa, Xenacoelomorpha, Acoela, Convolutidae. Gene Ontology annotation, cellular component: endoplasmic reticulum-endosome membrane contact site; endomembrane system. The record is from RefSeq and is a predicted model, not a curated record. Bases 145 to 885 code for a protein of 246 amino acids. The transcript has 4 exons.
AGACUAUACAUACUGAGUCUGUUCUUAUAUUUACCAAAUUCAAUUCUAUUUGGACAUUCAUGCGAAAUUCUAUUAAGAAUAUGGAGCCAUAUUAAAGUUAACAAUUACAUUUAUUACAUUGUUACUUAUAGCAAAUAUUACAACAUGCCUCUUUUGGACAUAACCACAAUUACAGACGAUCAAAUAACACAACUCAGGGAAAAGUUCUUCAAAUUCGAAGGCGAAGAAGAUCUGGAUGCCGAGUCGAAUGUUCCGACCAAGUAUGAUUUGCGAGACGUGGAGCAGUUUCGCAGUGACGAUACGACAGUCAGGUUUUUCCUUUCACAUGGCAAACUGGACAUCGAAGAAGCUUUGAAGGUCGUGAAGGGAUGUUUUGCAUGGCGCAAACAGUUUGGAGUGCGGGAGAUUGAUUUCGACGCCUUUCCAGACCAUGUGAAGUCCAGCAACGGAGUCAGCAUACAUGGAACCGACAAAGAAGGGCGAAGAAUUAUUUGGAUGUACAUGAACCGCCUGAAGAGAACCAAAAAUGACGUCGAGAUCUGGUCCAGAUACUUCGUGUACCACUUGGAGAAACUCUACCAGCAGAGGGGAGACAAGAGGCUUAUUUUCGUCAAUGACAUGACAGGGAUUGGGAUUACUAACUUCGAUUAUGAGUUGACUCGGUUUGCGGUUAACUUGUUUGAGAAUCACUAUCCUGACCUGCUUGCAUUCCAGGUGAACUUCAACAUGGCGUGGACUCUGAAAACCGCUUGGAACAUCAUUAAGACCUGGAUGACCCCAGAAGCCAUUUCCAGGGUCAAGUUCGUCAAGGGGGACGAAGUUCAGCAGUACGUAUGCUCCGAGUUCAUCCCCAUGCACAUGGGAGGAGAGUACAAAUGCUGUUGAACUGCAACUGUUUUUUUACUUAGAUUGUUAUUUAUUUCACUAGUUUUACAGUAUUUCUUCAUUUCA